GUGUCUCAGCUGGGCUCAUUUUCUGCACACUUUUCUUUUUCUAGUGGAACCUCUCCCUUAGCCUGUCUGAAUGCCAUGCUUCACACUAACACCCGAAUAGGGGAUGGAACAUUCUUCAAAAUCCCUGGAAAGUCAGGCCUCUAUGCCCUCAAAAAAGAGGAGUCAUCAUGCCCAGUGGAUGGAAACUUGGCUCUAGUCUGUGACGCAGACCUGGAUGGCACUGAGAUGGCAGAGGCUAGUGCCAACGGAGAGGAGACCAGGGUGUGUACGAAGCAGGUAGCGGAUGAAGUAGCUUCCACUCGGGAUUGCAGCCUUACGAACACGGCAGUGCAAAGCAAGCUGGUGUCUUCCUUCCAGCAGCACACCAAAAAGGCCCUGAAACAGGCUUUGAGGCAGCAGCAGAAAAGAAGAAAUGGAGUCUCAAUGAUGGUGAACAAGACUGUCCCUCGAGUUGUCUUGACACCAUUAAAGGUGUCUGAUGAGCAGUCCGAUUCGCCUUCAGGAUCUGAGUCUAAGAAUGGGGAAGCAGACAGUUCAGAUAAAGAAAUGAAACAUGGGCAAAAAUCUCCGCCUGGAAAGCAAACAAAUCAGCACUUAAAACGCCUAAAAAAGUCUGGUUUAGGCCACUUGAAAUGGACCAAAGCUGAGGACAUUGACAUAGAAACCCCAGGAUCUAUCCUCGUCAACACUAACCUGAGGGCCCUGAUAAACAAGCACACCUUUGCCUCCUUCCCUCAGCACUUCCAGCAGUACCUCCUGCUUCUGCUCCCAGAAGUGGACAGGCAGAUGGGCAGUGAUGGAAUUUUACGCCUCAGUACUUCAGCUCUAAAUAACGAAUUCUUUGCAUAUGCAGCACAAGGGUGGAAGCAGCGACUGGCAGAAGGAGAGUUUACCCCAGAAAUGCAAUUACGAAUAAGGCAAGAAAUUGAGAAGGAAAAGAAAACAGAACCUUGGAAAGAAAAAUUUUUCGAGAGGUUUUAUGGAGAAAGAUUGGGCAUGUCCAGAGAAGAAUCUGUGAAGCUUACUUCUGGACCAAGCCAUGACGGAGCUGAAGGGAGUUCCUCCCACGGGAACUCUGGCAUUCCGGGUGCUUCGGCACAGACUGCAUUACAAGAACAGCAACCAAAAAUCAUGAAAACUUCAGCUUCCUCAGAGCCCGACUUCCGCACUACCAUUUGUCCAAUGUUAGAGGUUCCAGUGAAGGAUGUAAUGACAGAAUCAGAAACAGAAGACAUCUUUAUCCCCGAGGAAUCUGUGAUUCAGGAGGAAGUGGCAGAAGAGGUAGAGACAAGUAUUUAUGAAUGUCAAGAUGAAACUCAUAAGACCAUCCCUGAGAUUUCCGAGGAUUCUGAAAGUCCAGCCACCUCUUGUGAAGAGCCCCAGGUAGUAGCACCUGUAGAUGGCUUGGAGUCCUGUGUAGUAAUGAAUGAUAUUUUAGAAACUUUACCUCAUAUUGAAGUGAAGAUAGAUGAGAAAUUGGAAUGUCCCCAGGAAGAAAUGUCAGUUGUCAUUGACCAACUGGAAAUCUGUGACUCUCUUGUUCCUUGCGCUUCAUCUGUCACUCAUGUCCUUGAUGCAGAACAGAAGGAACAAGAAACCACCAUAGAGACCAGCACUAUAGCUCUGGGAGCAGAGCCAUCUUCUCUCGAAAGCCAGCUUCCAAAUGAGGGAAUUGCUGUAGAUAUGGAGCUACAGAGUGACCCUGAAGAACAGCUCUCGGAAAAUGCUUGCAUCUCUGAGACUUCCUUCUCCUCUGAGAGCCCAGAGGAAGCAUGUGCCAGCCUUCCGUCCCCAGGUGGGGAAACACAGUCCACAUCUGAAGAGUCAUGCACCCCAGCCUCUCUGGAAACAACAUUCUGUUCUGAGGUGUCCAGCACUGAGAAUACAGAUAAGUACAACCAGAGGAAUCCUACUGAUGAUAGCCUUCACGCAUCUUUGGUAUCAGAGGUCUCUCCACUAGCCACCUCACCUGAAAUCUCAGAAGCAUCUCUUAUGUCCAACUUACCUCUGACAUCCGAGGCAUCCCCAGUGUCCAACUUACCUCUGACAUCAGAAGCAUCUCCAAUGUCUGAUUUACCACUGACGUCAGAAACUUCCUCAGUGUCUUCCAUGCUACUCACCACUGAGACACCUUUUGUAUCCAGUUUGCCAAUUCCUGCAGAGACUUCUCCAAUUUCUAAUUCUUCCAUGAGUGAAAGAAUGGUACAUCAACAGAGAAAGUCACCUUCGGGAUCUGAAGAAGCUCUCUCUCCACAGAAAGAUGAACCUUCUGUCCCCACCAAGUCCCUGGGAGAGAACCUUGUCUCCCACCCAAAGCCUUUGUCCAACGUUCCAGAACCCAUCAACAUGAGUUCUUCCAUUGUGCCUGAUGCACUGCCACCUGAAGAACUGCACAGCCAGACUCUGAGUAAAGAGCCUUGCCACUCUCACAUCGAAAUGGAGAAGCUCUACACUCCUUCCAUCCCAGAACUUCCUUCUACAGAAAUGAUGAAAGUUAAAAACCAUAGUGUCCUGCAGAGAACUGAAAAGAAAGGGGUGUCUUCACCAUUGGAAUUCCCUGUCUUUUCUGAGGAGACGGAGACUAAGGGGAGCGAGCUUCCAGCAGCUAAACUACAGGACAAGCCAUAUGUGCCAUCAGUAGAUAAGGCUCCAUUCCUAGAGGGCUCAAGAAACAAAAUGCAUAAGCAGGCCAGUACACUGAGCCGACUGGAGACCCCAUAUACUUCCAAAGCAUCAGAGCCCUCCAAGUCACCCGAUGGGAUAAGAAAUGAAAGCAGAGAGUCAGAGAUAGUAAAGAGGAAGACUUUGGAACAUAGCUUUGGAAUAUGUAAAGAAAAACGAGCUAGGAUAGAAGAUGACCAGUCAGCUCGGGGCCUAGCUUCCAGCAGUCCACCUGAGAAAGAGCAGCCGCCACGUGAGGAGCCCCGGGUUCCCCCUCUCAAGAUACAGCUUUCUAAAAUUGGGCCACCUUUCAUCAUCAAGAGCCAGCCAGUCUCCAAAGCAGAGUCCCGGGCGUCCACUAGCACAUCAGUCAGCAGUGGUAGAAACACAGGAGCCAGGACCCUUGCAGACAUCAAGGCCCGUGCCCAACAAGCCCGUGCCCAGCGCGAGGCUGCUGCAGCUGCUGCGGUUGCAGCCGCAGCGAGCAUUGUCUCAGGGGCCAUGGGAAGCCCAGGAGAGGGUGGGAAGGCAAGAACCCUGGCCCACAUCAAAGAGCAGACCAAAGCUAAGCUCUUUGCAAAACAUCAGGCCAGGGGCCACCUCUUCCAGACCUGCAAGGAGACCCGGUUGCCUACUGUCAGCUCCAAGGAAGAAUCUCUCAAUAUGGAAACCUCUUCUACCCCGGAAACAAAGAUGGAAGGCUCCGCUGGUGUCAUCAUCGUCAAUCCAAACUGCAGAUCUCCUAGCAGCAAGCCCACACACAUCCGGGAGACCGCCACUGUAUUACAGCAGCCUCUGAACGCCCCUCAGAUUCCAGAAACUGCCACUGACUUAUCCGUGCAUAGUUCUGACGACAACAUACCUGUGUCACACUUAACUGAGAAAAUUGUCUCAUCUACCUCUUCUGAAAAUAGCAGUGUACCCAUACUUCUAAAUAAAAGUCCCAUCAACCCCGUCCCUAUGUCUGUCUGCAGCACUGCUGUGUCGGGAGCAAUUAAAGAGCAUCCCUUUGUGAGUCCUGUUGACAAAUCCUCUGUCCUCAUGUCUGUCGACAGUACAAACAGUACGAUUUCUGCUUGUAACAUAAGCAUGUUGAAUUCCAUCCAGGGAUCUGACGCUCCGUGCAUAGCCCUUCUACCAAAAUGCAUCAACAGGACUCCUAUCCCAGCUGCUCCAGAAGGUACUGGACAGUCUAACUCCAUGGAUGGUAAGGCUCUGCUUGUAUCUGGCAGCAAGGCUGCUAACUUAGUGUCCAGUCAGUACGCUUCUGUGGCAGCUCCUACCACUGGAAGUAAUUUGCCAAACCAUCUCUGCACUAGCUCUGUCUUGAUUCCCCCCACAGGGAUUAAUAACAGAUUCGCUUCUGAAAAGAUAGCCAUGCCUGGGAGUGAAGAACAGGCCACAGUGUCCAUGGCGGCCACCAUGAGAACAGCCCUCAGCGGUGGGGAUUCAGUGGCUGUCACCGAUCCACUGGUCUCACGCCAGCCCGUUGCAAUGUUUGCGGGAAACGUGCUCACCAUAAACUCGUACGACAGUCCCCCCAAACUAAGCGGGGACAGCUCGGACAAAAACCCAGCACCUCGGAACAGGACAGACAAUUCUGGAAAACCUCAGCAGCCACCAGGGGGCUUUGCCCCAGCAACCAUAAACAGGUCAAUUCCAUGUAAAGUCAUCGUAGACCACAGCACGACACUGACCUCCAGUCUGUCUCUGACCGUCUCCAUUGAAAGUGCAGAAGCAAGCGUGGAUCCCCAGAGCCGGUCCCUGAGGACAGACGUAUCCAUACAGCCGGUGGCAUGUCCUCAGGUGUCUGUCAUCAGUAGACCUGAGCAGGUCACCAGUGAAGGUGCCGACCAUGGCCCUGUUUUCAUUGCUGCUUCUACAGCCAAACAGGACUGUAAGACAGUGCAGACCACUUGCACUGGUCUCCGAGAAUUGCCCCUUGCUCUUCCAGAUAAACUCAAUGACAUGACUGCACCCGGUCUUGGCUUCGCUGAGCAGGCACGAAACGCAAGUGCUUUCAAGACCGAAACAGACACAGCCUGUAGCAAUCAGUAUAACCCAGGAAACCGGAUUUGCUGGAGUGAAGACCCAAUGAGAAACACAGGACAGCCUGUGGUGAGUCAUCCGGGUUCGAGUAAACAGAAGGAACACCCAGAGCAGAGUGCUUUGAAGGCUGUCAAGACAGAGCACGCCAGCUAUGCACACGUGUCAGACCACCACCCUAGGAACCUCAUCGCCAACGUCAGUCUUCCCGUGAAGCCCGAACCUCAUGAAGCAGACAAGGGCUUCAGAAUGGACACUGAGGAUUUCCCUGGCCUCGAGCAUCCUCCUCCAGCCACGGAGGUGACAAGCAGUGCUAGUGUGCAACCAGCACAGGUCGUGAAGCCUUCCACCACGAGCCCCGUGGAAGAGGCCGUUCCCUUGGCUGCAGACACCCUGAAAAGACUUCCAAGCUCGGGCAGUUCGAGUUGCCGCCUGUCUUCUGUGGAAGCUAACAACCCCCUGGUGACGCAGUUACUGCAGGGCAACCUGCCUCUGGAAAAGGUGUUACCACAGCCAAGACUGGGAGCCAAACUUGAAAUCAACAGGCUCCCGCCGCCACUCCAAACUACCUCAGUGGGUAAGACAGGGCUGGAGAGAAGCAUGGUGGAAAUGCCAUCCAGCUCUCCAAAUCCAGACGGUAAGGGCUACCUGGCAGGGACUCUAGCGCCACUCCAAAUGAGAAAGCGAGAAAACCAUCCCAAAAAGAGAGCAGCCAGGACGGUGGGAGAACACGCUCAAGUCAAGUGCGAGCCAGGGAAGGUGGUGAUGGCGCCAGACGUCAAAGCGGUACCCUGCGUCAUCAGUCCAGGCAUGAGUCAGCUAGGACCCAGCCAGCCAUUCAAGCAAGAGAGACUCAGUAAGCCCUCCAUGGCCAACAGGAUCAUGCCCAGCCCCGAGGUCAAACAGCAGAAGCGGCUGUUGCCUGCGUGUAGCUUCCAGCCAGGCCUGUUCCAUGUGAACAAAAACGAUGGCUUCCAUGCUGACACCGGUACCUCCCACAGACAGCAGUUCUACCAAAUGCCCAUGGCUGCCAGGGGACCCCUUCCCACUGCUGCUCUGUUACAGACCUCUCCCAAGACCCCAGUGGGCUGCAGUGCAUUCGCCUUCAACAGGCAUCUUGAACAAAAGGCACUGGGAGAUGUUAAUCUUCCUUCAGCACCUCACCAGCUAAGACUAGCUAAUAUGCUGUCCCCCAGCGUGCCCAUAAAAGAAGGCGACGACGGGGGAGGCACCACACACGCGAUGCCAGGCAAAGCAGUGGUCCAUCCUCCGCUGCCACCUCCCCCGCCGCCUCCCCCACCGCCCCCUCCGCCCUUGUCCCUGCCGCCGCCACCCCCUCCACCACCUCCACUACCUCCUCCUCUCCCAACUGUAGACGUCCCAUCCGAUCAGAAGCAACCGCCAGUCACCAUGGAAACCACUAAGCGACUCAGUUGGCCCCAGUCCACGGGCCUAUGUAGCAAUAUCAAAUCAGAACCUCUUUCUUUUGAGGAAGGUUUAAGCAGCAGCUGUGAACUGGGCAUGAAACAGGUUUCAUAUGACCAGAAUGAAGUGAAAGAACAGCUGAAGGCAUUUGCGUUAAAGAAUGCAGAGUUUUCUUCCUACUUGCUCUCUGAGCCCCAGAAGCCCUUCACCCAACUAGCUGCUCAAAAAUUACCAGUACCACAGCAACAACCACUCUGUGGAAGUUACCCAACCAUACACUUUGGGAGCACAAAUUUCAAAAGGGCAGCAUCUGCCAUUGAGAAGUCCAUUGGGAUUCUGGGAAGUGGCUCUAGCCCCGCCACCACCACAGGGCUGGCAGGUCAGAGCACUCCGAUGACCGUUCAGAACUUCGCAGACAACAGCAACGCAGACGAGUUAGAGCUGAAAUGUUCUUGCCGGCUCAAAGCCAUGAUCGUGUGCAAAGGCUGCGGAGCCUUCUGCCACGAUGACUGCAUAGGUCCUUCCAAACUUUGUGUAGCUUGCCUGGUUGUCCGAUAAGAGCCGAGUGAAAGAUGCCGUGCCCCGCCCCCGCCCCCACCCGCCCCUCCACCCCAUUUUUAACAUGAAAACGCCUGACAUCAUUAGCAAGGAGUCAAAUAAGGAAGGCGUAGGCUUCUGUGCCGGCAUAUCUCAUUGAGGAGCAAGUCAUCUGUUUUUUUGUUUGUUUGUUUGGUUGGUUGGUUGGUUUUUUUUCUAAGUAAUUAUUUUCUUACGUUUCUCAUACAGGGGAAGAUGCAACACACAUGAAUGGCUUGUGCCUGUUUAGUCACCAUUCUCAGCUUUGAUGUGUUUCUGUCUGUGUAUUAAAAGUCACUGCCUCAUUCAUAUAUAUAUAUAUAUAUAUAUAUAUAUAUAUAUAUAUAAUUUUUUUCUGUUUCAGCCCAGGCCUAGACAGUAAGGGCAUCCUGAGUUUACUAAUCACCAGAUAUGCAGAUGUUGAAAACUAUGAUAGGUAUAGUGUAAGCUGGCCACGUCUCUUUCUGUAGAUUGGACAUCACAGCAAGCAUUUCUCCAGUGAUUCUGUGGGACCUGCCCUUCCCCAGUGGUUGAAGACAUAGUAGGAAUGGGAGCCUGCUUUAACAACAACAUUCCUUAUAUUUAUUCUGAUCACUGAAGGUGCAUGAAGGAUGUGUCAGUGAACUCCACUGUCCAAGCUCUCUUUCCUCCUUUCUUACUCUUUCUCAGAGACUGGCAGAAAACCUGAAUUGGCUUUGGAUUUUUGUCCACAAAUUGUGGUCGAAUGUGCAUUGUGAGUUGACAAUGGGGCUUCAUGAGAUAGGUGGUCUGAUUGUAGCCCUUGGAUAUCUGAUAAUGUAAAAUCCAUUGGCUUAUAGCCAUGGACCAAGAUUAGGUGGUGUUCCACAGGUGGCUUUUAAGAGCAACUAUGAAAGAAAAUCCAUGCCCUAAUAUUAAAAACAAACAAUAAAAUGUUGCGCAUGCAUGUAUCAUGGGUUGAUGACAUAAAAUAUUAGCCAUUCUAAUCACUCUAAUCCAAUUACCACGUAUAAAUUGGGCGUGGGUGGAGCAGCUGUAGCCUUUCACCAUGCCAGUGUACUCUGGCCGCCUCCUUUUGCAAGUUUCAUUGUUGAUAGGGACUACAGAAGGUUGCGUGAAGGGUAACAUUUUUCAAAACCCUUUCUACCCUUUUGAUUCACAGUCUGUACAGCUGUCUUUGACUCUGGAAUAACCCUUAUCAAAAAAAAAAGUCACCCCCUCCAGCAUGCGUUGCUAUUUCUUUCCUCAUACCUGGGGGAGUGGACAUGGAGAGAGGGUGGUGUACCUCACGCUUCUCUUCUGUGCUUGCCCAGUGAAAACUGAGCCUCUGAGAGCCAUCCAUGCGCUGACUAACCUCAUACCGGAGACAGCUGUGCUGACGAGGUGCUCUGUUCCCAAAAGCAAGCUCAAAAGCACAAGCAUGCAGCGAGAAGAUGAAGGAGAAGUACACCCAUUUAAGUUCAGCUUCAGAGCACAAAAUGUAGAGUGCCAUUAACCCAUUGAUUGUGCCUGUAGAAUUAAAAUCAAAAGAAUCCAGAGGGGGGGGGAAUCACAUGUCCAGAGUGAAAGAUAUUUUCAUGUGGGAUCAUCUUGUCAAUGUAAACUCUCUUGACAUUCCUUGAAAAUGCAUCUUAAAGUUUAACUGGAAUGAGUAGAAAAUACAUUCCUGAAAGAAAGAAAAACACGUUUUUUGUUUUUUUUUUAAGAAAAAAAAAAAAGACACACAACCAGCUGUGGUGGGGUUUAUUUAUUUAUUUAUUUUUGUCCUCUAAAUUUUUUUUGUUGUGAUGUUGCCAAAUUUCUUUAGGUGGCGGGGACAUUGUUUUAACAAAUUACUGAAUGUGAAAGAUCCUUUAUCUUAAGAGAGAAGAGCAAAGGAAGGCCUGCCUGUGGCAGUGGUUGGGUGCCUCGGCCCUGUCACUGCCUUUCAUAUCAAAGCUAACAGAAUUGACAAUGGAGAAAGCCAGCGCUGCUCUUGGCAGGCUCUACCCCAGGACUGCAGCCUUAGGGCUGGGGUAGUGAGCUGCCUGCCUGCCAGGGUAUAUCUGCACGCUGUGCUUGUCAGUGAUGCCCUUAUGGUCUGCUUGGGUAGGAUGUCGUCUUAGUUUUGAAGAUUGUGCUCUUAGCCUCGCAGCGGGGCACCCCAGUACACCAUGACACUUGCAUGCCAACCCCUUCCUGUUUAAUCGCUGCUAUUCCAGCGUCAGAUACUGUCUACACCAGCAGAUCCUGAACUACAACGCCAGUACCUGACACUUGUUAAACCCAAGUCUACGAAGCCUUUGCACUCUGUAUGAGAGGGACAGUUGAGGCUGAAGGGAUACUGAGCUCAUUGUCAGCUGCGCCUUUUUUUUUUUUUUUAAAUACUGCCUGCCAAUUGCUUCCUGGGAAUAAAGAAAAAGUGUCCUUCUGUAUGUUUGGAUUUUUCACAUAGUAAGUUUGGAAAUUCAAAUGUUGAUAAUGCAUGGAUUCUGUCACCCAGGUCCAAAGAACAUCAUUUUUCUAGAUCUUCCUCUUUUCUGCCCCAGUUCAAAUUCUCGAUGUUCUCUUAUGGUUUAUUUUCCUGAGACAUAAUCUUUGGAGUGACUACAAUAACAAAAUUCGGAAGCGAAGUGUCGGCUAAGUGUCUUGUGGGUACGCGUUUCACAUUUAUAUGAAAGCCAGCAUAUUUGAAUUGGGCAAGCAGCUUCUCAGCUUCCUGAUUCUAUCUGUUUCUGCGUGUGUGCAGCCAGACAAUGCUAUUUACGACGCGGUUACGGUGAUGUGAUGUGCAAACUACAUGUGUGCAUUUUCCUGAUUUGGACAAAGCUAGUCCCCUGUCAGGAACAGAACUUGCACAUGUAACAUGUAUUUAUUGUUAAUCACAAAGGAUGUAUUUCUCAAAAGAGCACUUUUGGAGCAGGGAAUGGGAAGGAGACUACCAUGCCCUAUUCCCCUCCAUGUGAUAUGCAUAUGCCUGAGGUAUAUAAAGCAUUUAGCUAGUUAAUGGGCAUGUUAAUAAAAGCAUUUUGAUGCAAAUUCAUUUUCAAAAUGAAGAUAUUUUUCAUUCCCAAAAGUGAGAAUGCAAAACGCAAUGACCAGAGCACCAUAGUUAUGUAGAGUAUUUCCCUGUAAAGGCCUAGUGUUAAGAAACAAACUUGAAAAUCUAUGAGGCUGAGCCAGGUUGCUAGAAAGACUUCAUGGCGGUGUCUGCUUCCGGGGUGAGCUAUGGAGGCAUAGCUGACUUCUGGAGGUUGGAUAUCCUUACUCAGUUCAAAAUAAGCAUACAGAAAUCAGUUCGUACCUGUGGUGCUUUAUAAUGUCAAAAAUAUUGGGGUUUUUUUGUUUGUUUGUUUGUUUGUUUUCUUAAAGUACAUGAUGCUGCAAGCCUGAUUCCUUUACAAACACUCGCACAAUUUCAAAAGAGGGAUUUGCUAUAGCCAGUCUCCCUGCUUCUCCGGGUGAGGUCUGAGGAAGCCCAGGUGUUAGACGCUGAAGCCAAGCUUAGGCCCGAAUGGUCCUAGCCUGGUGUUGAAGCUCAGUAUCCCAGUCGCUGCCUGGGGAUACCUACCCCACCGAACACACAGAGCUCAGACUCCAGUCCAUCUGUGCUCCCCGAGAACAAUGUGAAAAGUCCUGGGACAGAACUCAUCAACUGUCAGGGGCCUAUGUAGCCAAAAUGUCACUGUAAGAAUUGUGUCGCCUCCUGUCCUCAUGUUUGUCACUGUAAAGCGAGCGAAAGGCAUUUUUACUAUAAUUUAAAGGAGCUGCUGUUUUUAAUAGCAUACACUAUUUAGCUUUGAACUAUAUUUUAUAGUCACAGAAUAAUCUAGACUGUAGAGAGACUUUGUUGUGUUUGUGCUGUUCACGAAUGUUCCAGAAAAGUGCUUUACCUGGUUUCCCCUCACUUCCUGGCUCUGCUGUAUCCCCUCCUUGCUUCACAGAAAUCCGAUCUCAUUCAUGUUUUCAGUACCAUUCUUUUCUUUAAAAAAAAAAAAAAGUGUUUGUGCAUAUUGUUUCUUCUUUUGGUCAGUAUUCUAAAUGUUUACAUCUGUUUGACAUUAGCCGUUUAAUGCCUUUUUUUUUUAAAUUUUUCAAAGACGGAAUUUACUCCUCCAGUGUAACAGCAAAAUGUGAAGCUAACCCGAAUACACCACGCAUGGCACACACAGACUGGGGCCUAGGCCCUGACUGUACACAGACAUUUCCUAUCAGCAUACAGAAAAGUGAAACCCUCCUUCAGUCCUCUACCAAAGAAUAUAUUAUUCCCACAGGAAAAACUCAGAAAGGUGUGUAAAACCCUCAGGAGGGGGUGAAGUUGAUCCAUAAAACUGCUACAACUGAACGGCGUUAUGCUUGCUUUGAUACCUGACUAAAUGUGACUGGCUGCGUUGAAAAAAUGAAAGUUUUAGGCAGUGUUUUGUUUAGAAUUCAGGGAUCAUGCAUUCUUUAAUGGUGCUGUUUGUUUGUUUUUUUUUUUUUUUUAAUUUCUUCUUUUUCUACAAAGAAUAAAAAGUGUUGCCUACAAAAGUGACUGCUCAUGAUAAUGUAAGUUAAAUGGACCGUCUGUCUCUCUAUGUUUCUAUGUUUUGUUUUGUUUUUUCCCUUUCUCCAAGUAAGAAUUUGGUUUCCAUAUAAAAAUUUUCUGGAGAAAAAUAAAGAAAUGAAAACAUGAAA
Meriones unguiculatus (Mongolian gerbil) is the source of this 11343-nucleotide messenger RNA. RefSeq names its product ASXL transcriptional regulator 3 (gene Asxl3). NCBI's taxonomy places the organism in Eukaryota, Metazoa, Chordata, Mammalia, Rodentia, Muridae. Gene Ontology annotation, cellular component: PR-DUB complex. The record is from RefSeq and is a predicted model, not a curated record. Gene Ontology annotation, biological process: positive regulation of transcription by RNA polymerase II; animal organ morphogenesis. Gene Ontology annotation, molecular function: peroxisome proliferator activated receptor binding; chromatin binding; DNA binding.